Suillus subaureus is the source of this 4919-nucleotide messenger RNA. RefSeq lists its product as uncharacterized. Bases 123 to 4607 code for a protein of 1494 amino acids. NCBI's taxonomy places the organism in Eukaryota, Fungi, Basidiomycota, Agaricomycetes, Boletales, Suillaceae. The transcript has 39 exons. Gene Ontology annotation, molecular function: nucleic acid binding; ATP binding. The record is from RefSeq and is a predicted model, not a curated record.
CGCGUCGCUCUCUUCCAUCAACAAUAUUGGCAUCACUGUCGGCUUAAUGCAACAACCUCAGAGUUGGUCUCUGAUACACAAAACAUCGGGGAUGCUUCCUCUGCAACACCAACACUAUUACGAUGAUUUUGCCAGGUCUGAGGACUGAAUUUGAUUCUUCUCCAUCUCUACCGGGACGCAUCAACGACCGUGCUCGCACCUUUGCAAAUCAUGCACCAGCUAGUUAUGCGUUUCACUCAGGUGCUGCACAACCUUACCGGGAAGACUAUGGAAGCGUUACUCCCGAAUACACCCCAAGCCCUGCAAAUUAUACUGGCGUGCAGGCCCAGAUCCAGGCCCAUCAUGAUGUUCCACAGAGAAAUUACCACCCGCAUCAGUACUCUGGAGAAAACUACUUUAAAGACUCGAAUAAAACUAAAGAUAGUUUCGGGUCUAAUUACGACACCGUGUAUAAUCACAGGCCUGAUGGUCAUACGCAACAGAAGUCCCAACCAGUGCGAUUGCGCCCUGUUUCCGAACUUCCGGAUAUUUUUCGCAGCAUGUUCAAGUUUGGUGUUUUCAACGUUGUCCAGUCAAUCUGUUUUGACGCAGUACUCCACUCGAAUGAGAAUAUGGUUAUCAGCGCGCCCACUGGAAGUGGCAAGACCGUUCUUUUUGAGUUGAGCAUUAUCCGCAUGGUCACCGACCCUUCAGGCGCAAACCAAGCCGCUAAAUGUGUCUAUGUCGCUCCAACUAAGGCCCUCUGUACGGAAAAAUACAGGGAAUGGACCACCAAAUUUGGCAGUCUUGGGAUACCCAGUUGUGAGCUCACCGGUGACACCGUAGUCUUCGGCAAGGGCGUGUGGGGUGACGCUAAGAACGCUAGAAUCAUUGUUACUACGGCCGAGAAGUGGGACAGUCUCACUAGGAAUUGGGAUGACCACAGUCGUAUAUUAUCUCAGAUCAAACUUUUUCUUGUGGACGAGGUUCAUAUCCUCAACGAAUCUCGCGGCAGCACCCUAGAAGUCGUUGUCUCUCGCAUGAAGGCAAGAGGAUCCAAUGUUAGAUUCCUUCUCGUUUCAGCAACAGUCCCGAACAUCGAAGAUGUUGCAAGCUGGAUUGGGAGCAAUCAUGCGUCUAGCGAUCAUCCCGGUCAAAUAUUCCAGUUUGGCGACGAAUAUCGACCCUGUAGACUCACUCGGUUUGUUUAUGGUGUGGUCAAGCCGAAAGGUCAGAAUGACUUUGCAUAUGCGCAUACUCUUGAUACUCGCCUAUUCGCCGUUUUACAACAACACGCCGUUGACAAACCAAUCCUCGUAUUCUGUCCGACAAGAAAAGGGACCAUCACAACCGCCAGACAAUUGGCUAAAGAAUAUGAAGAAACAAUGAAGGCGAAUCAGCUGCUCCCAUGGAGCAUGCCUUUGCAAAUGGACCAGACUUUUCAUGACAAAGAUCUCGCCCCUCUGGCUGCUUUGGGAAUCGGCGUGCAUCAUGCUGGACUCACUAUCGGCGACAGGAAGACCAUCGAAGACCUGUAUUUGCGUAAAGUACUACGAGUUCUUCUGGCUACGUCGACUUUAGCGGUCGGAGUCAACUUGCCCGCCCAUCUGGUCGUCAUAAAGGGUGUUAAAUUAUAUCAAAAUGGCGAAUCCAAAGAGUACUCGGAUCUCGACAUUAUGCAGAUGAUGGGACGAGCGGGUCGCCCACAAUUUGACACUGAAGGAGUUGCUAUCAUCUUAUGUGAAACUGAACUCGAGAGAAAAUAUCGCGAUCUUGUUCAAGGUACCACACCUUUGGAGAGUAGUCUGCACACGAAUUUGGCCGAGCACCUAAACUCUGAGAUUGGUUUGGGAACGAUCACCGACGUCAAGACAGCACAGGAGUGGCUUUUCCGCUCGUUCCUGUAUCGCCGAAUGCAAAAGAAUCCACAGCACUAUAAUAUAGGAAAAGAUGACCGCCAGUCUUGGCAGGACAAGAUGGACAGCAUUGUGAUGGACAGCAUCGAGCAGCUACGAGAAACCGGGUUGGUCACCUAUUCGCCGCGCGAUGGAGAGCUGAGUUCUACUGAAUUCGGCGAUAUUAUGAGCAAGUUCUACAUUCGUCGUGGGACGAUGAAGGCAAUUUUGGACCUCUCUCCAACCGCAUCUUUACGCGAUAUUCUUGAGAUGAUAUCCGCUUCGGAAGAAUUGUCCGACCUCAAAUUGCGAAGUGGUGAAAAGCAGGUAUAUGAGAAAAUUAGGCGCCAUAAUGACAUUCGGUUCGCGGUCAAAAAAAUUCAAGGCACCAGUGACAAAGUGUUCUUGCUUAUGCAGGCGGUUUUAGGUGGUUUACCCUUGAAUAAUGCCGAAUACAGGAGCGGAGAGAGUCAACUGUGUCUUGAAGCAUUCUCAGUUUUUCGUCACGUUGGCCGGAUUGCCCUAGCGGUUGCGGAAGUUGCCAUCAUAAAGAAGAACGGAGCGCAAGUGAAGCACGGGCUGGAAUUAGUGCGUUGUCUUAAUGCCAAGGCAUGGGAAGAUAGACCGAUUGUCCUGAGACAACUAGAGUAUAUCGGCGAAAAAUCAAUCAAGAUAUUGGCCGAGAAUCACAUCUCCUCAAUUCCCAAGUUACUAAGUACCAGCCCAUUAAGACUCGAAGAACUCCUGAACCGCAGGUCCCCCUUUGGGUCUGAGGUUUUGUUGGCUGCUAACGAGCUACCGAAAUAUUUCCUCACCUUGACAGAAGUGAAAGUUUCACCUAGCGAUGGGAAAUCUCCAGUAGAUAUCGAACUCUCCAUUGAAUGUGGCCUUCUCUUGGACAAGAGAGCUUCUGCGGGGUCCAAGAAACAGAAGAGGAACGGAUUCGACAUGACAACUCUUCUUACCGUUACUUCCGACUUCGUUUUUAUCGACUUUCGCCGUAUCUCGACGAAGGUGCUGAGGGAAAGGAAAUCCUUCGUAAUAAACGCGCAGCUUACCAGACCAAGUCAGACCAUCAACGUUUCGAUCUCUUCAGACAAUAUCGCUGGGGUUACCGUAACUGAGAGCUUCAAGCCUUCCUUACCCACAAACCGGUACCCAACGCUUAAUACUCGCCCAUUGACUUCUUUGGAAAUGGAUUUGGAAGGGCUUGAAGAUGUUGCCGACUUUUGGGAUAUGGGACCUGAUGACGACGACGAAUUGAAUUUCCCUGUAAAAGAUCUCACUCGACCCCGUAGCCCGCUACAAAGCAGCACAUCAACACAAAAGAAUACCAACCCUUACAAAGAGAAGACAACGAAGGCUCCCCCACGCCCUACAGUGAAGGGAGAUGGUUUGAGGAUGGCCAAUACGCUCGUGCGAGACGACACGCAGCCUAAAAAACGCCCAGACGGGAAAUAUAACUGUAAUCAUACCUGCAAAGAUAAAUCUGCUUGCCGUCACUUUUGUUGCCGUGACGGACUCACAGAACCUUCUCGUGUCCCAAGAAAGAACAACACAAAGCCCGUCCAUUUGCUGAGUUCAAAGAAAACUCACGACUCUGUCGACCUGUCAUCUACUGGAUCCAAAAGUCGUGUCACCGCGCUGCAUGGCGACGUCCCAACCCCCAAGCGACAAAAGACAAACAAAGGCGAUCCAGUUCUUGAGCAGCGUGACUCGCCUCAUACAGGUGCUGAUGUCAAUCGAAGGUUGGGGAUCUCUGAAGGUCGACUGAAACAAGAUCCCCCAGCGCCUUUGUCAAGAAAACGCAAACCAGCCCCAAAUUUUGAUAUCGAGCUUGUCACCUUGAAGUGCUCGCAGUCAUCGCCCUCCUCCAAGGAGAUACUUAGCGACUCCCAAUCAGAUGACGACCUUGCGAAUAUUUCUGAGUUUCUGUGCGAAGGGAAGCAUGUUCGUUUGAAGGACCACUCGAGCUCAGAGGUUGAUGCGCCGGUUCGAGACGACGAUUUUAACGACACCGUGAUGGAUGCUCUCUCCCUGACUCCUUCUCCCACUGGCAAUCGGGCGUGUGACUCUCUAUCUCCCGAUAGCUUGCCCCCUCGGAAGCGUCCGAAGAGCAAUAACGUGUCAGACGGAUCUUACUCGCCAAGGCAGGAAUUAACGAAUGACAGCCGUCAUCACAAACGCUUCAAAUCCGGCCUCAAGCUCUUCGGCUCCCCCUCUGCUCUACCGACUGCAAAGGAGGGCGAUGUUCCUGUUCAGUCCACAAAUCGCCAUUCGCUCUUUCUUGCAGGAUCCUCCGAUGUUGACGUCGAUAUCCAAUCACCGUCCAAGAUCCCCCAGCAACAGCUUUCUGAUGACUUCUUUGAUGAAUCCUAUUUUGACAUCCUGCCGGAGCCUCGACAAGCAGUGGAACCUUCUCUUCGUGAGGAUGGAGAGAAAACUCGGGCACACACUCGGACCACAGGAAUCGCACAUUCUGGCGCGAAACUUCAGGCUACAUCGCAAUGUUUCCAAAGGCUUCCUAGUACAUCUCAGUCACAAUUUGAUGUACAAAGCAGUACUACCAACCAGCCUUGCCCUCCUCCAGUCUUCUACAAACGAACCUCAAACCCCACUGUCGAGAAUCAGCAGACGAACCAAGGAAUGAAAACCGACAACAACGAAGCUGAUGUUGAUGUCCUUGCUGAAUUUGAGAGCUGGUUAGAGAGUGGCGCAGUUGACAUUGUAUAACAAUGAGAUGUUGUAUGCAGUGGGUUGAAAGUUUGUAACAUAUAAGUACUUGUUGUAAGAUUAUUUGUAUGGGGUCAAUUGAGUGGAUGACAAUCAGCGAUCAGCUCCUGGGCCAUGCUUCAACCAACGUCGUUUGCUCGAGGCUCGUCGAAAACCUGCAGGGCGUCCGCAAAUCGUUCAUCCCAUUGCCCAGGCUGACCGGGUUUUACAAUAUCCCAACCAGCCUCAUCGCCACGCCAUCUCAUCUCCUUCUUCAAUCGUUCCGCACGGAGCUCCACUUCUGUUGGCGGGGGAUGACUAUCCUCCUCCUUU